Messenger RNA from Xyrauchen texanus (razorback sucker), 3072 nucleotides. RefSeq names its product neurogenic differentiation factor 1. Bases 161 to 1222 code for a protein of 353 amino acids. Lineage: Eukaryota; Metazoa; Chordata; Actinopteri; Cypriniformes; Catostomidae. Gene Ontology annotation, molecular function: protein dimerization activity. The transcript is spliced from 2 exons. The record is from RefSeq and is a predicted model, not a curated record. Gene Ontology annotation, biological process: nervous system development; regulation of DNA-templated transcription.
ACAGACAUCCAGGCGCAUCUUCCAGCAUCAGCAGCACCACUAUAAAACUGGAGCAUCCCAUCGGCGCAGCCACAUUAGGCUACAAUCCGCAGGACUUCCUACACCACAAGGGGCAUGAAACUAUUAUAAGAAGACAUACAACAAAUCCAAGAGUUCCAACAUGACGAAGUCUUACACCGAGGAAAGCAUGAUGCUUGAGUCUCAACCCACCGCAGACUGGACGGACAAGUGUCACAGCGGCUCCCAAGACGAGCGAGACGUGGAGAAGAAAAACGGGGAACAAGAGCCCAUGCACAAUGAUGAGGAGGAUGAUGACGAGAUGGGGCUCAACAGACUCGAAGAUGACGAUGACGAGGACGAAGAGGAGGAGGAGGAGGAAGACGGCGAUGACGCAAAGCCGAAAAGACGCGGACCCAAGAAGAAGAAGAUGACCAAAGCGCGGCUGCAGAGGUUCAAGAUGAGGCGCAUGAAGGCAAACGCGCGGGAGAGGAACCGCAUGCACGGGCUCAACGACGCGCUCGAGAGUCUGCGCAAAGUUGUGCCGUGUUACUCCAAAACGCAGAAGCUCUCCAAGAUCGAGACGCUGCGGUUGGCCAGAAAUUACAUUUGGGCUCUUUCGGAAACCCUGAGGUCGGGCAAAAGUCCGGAUUUGAUGUCUUUCGUGCAGGCCUUGUGCAAGGGCUUGUCGCAGCCGACGACCAAUUUGGUUGCAGGAUGUCUCCAACUGAAUCCCAGAACUUUUCUGCCCGAGCAGAGCCAGGAGAUGCCACCUCAUAUGCAAACAGCAAGUGCUUCCUUUCCCGCUCUUCCCUACUCCUACCAAACGCCCGGUCUUCCCAGCCCUCCUUACGGUACAAUGGACAGCUCUCACAUCUUUCACGUUAAGCCACACGCGUACGGGAGCGCGCUGGAGCCGUUUUUUGAAACCGCACUCACGGACUGCACUAGUCCCUCAUUCGAUGGACCGCUUAGCCCACCGUUGAGCGUCAACGGGAACUUUUCCUUCAAACACGAGCCUUCCUCGGAUUUCGAGAAGAACUACGCCUUUUCCAUGCACUAUCAGGCGGCGGGUUUGGCGGGUGCGCAGGGACACGCGUCUCUUUACGCGGGCUCUUCGCAACGCUGUGAUAUACCGAUGGAAAACAUUAUGUCGUAUGAAGGUCACUCUCAUCACGAGCGGGUCAUGAACGCCCAACUGAACGCGAUAUUUCACGAUUCGUGAUUCUAACGAACAUUUGUGAGACUUUGUCAGUACUGCUCGCCAUUGUAUUCUGUUAUCGCUGAUGCAAAAAGAGCAACAACAUUAUAUGCUUAAUCUUAUGUACGUAUUUAUUGUUGUUACUGCCUUUAGGAGAAAAGAGAAUUGAUUGAUUCUCGUUCACCUUAUGUAUUGUAAUCUAUAGCGCUUCUAAGUUGCGGUCACAGGUGGGAACAGGUGUGACCUUAUUCAGAAGAAUGUGUUCAUGAUCCAUGCUACAAAAUCACAAGCAAUAAUUGGGAAACUAUGCAAUUUUUAAUCGAAUACUGGGCCAAUUAUAGAAAUGAAUAGAGAUUGCUAUAUUUUUCAACCUAUUACAUUUUAAUACGUAUCUAUCCCAUACUGAAUUAUUUUGUUGUGAUUUUGUAUAGAAGUGUUCAUUUUUAUAAAGUCAAAAUCCGGCGCCAUUCCAUGCGACCCUCCAUGUUAAUGUUUAAUAAAACUGAUUUAUCUCUUGUUUAUACAAAACCGUGUUCAUUCUAGUAAUAACGACAUGGUAUAACCAGCAGGCAAGUGCUUAAAAAUCUGUAACGUUGCCUUUGCAAAUAACUUCUACUGUAAAAUCAUGCAGAGUUGCACAAUUCCAAUCCUCUGAACCCAAGUUGUUCUGCUUUAACAAUCAAUGAUCCUUUAUUGUUUCAGUGAUGGACAAAGUUGAAUUGCUUGAGUGCUGGGAUAAUUGUUCGGUGUAGUGUUGUACAUAAAAGCUUGACUAUCACCUUUUAAAUUCACCCUGUGUAAAAGCUGAAUGAGGGGCCUGUCUUUCUGAAGUGAAAAAAUAAAUAAUGGACUGAAGCAGUCUGCUAAAACUAUUCAGACAUUUUCGACUGAACUCUUGAGAUGUUACUGUUUGCAAAGAAAGAACAAAAGAAAACUAAAUCAGAUGGAUUUAAAUAUUACAGUUGUGUUGAGACUGCUGUAUUUGUGUUUAUCAGCUCAGGAUGAAGGUUUUAUGUAUUACGCAAAUUGUUUUAUUUAUUACCAUUAUUAUAGUCAAAUAUGUAUAAUAUUUUAAUGGAAAUGCAUUACAAAACAACUAUGACAUAACUAUGAAGACUAUUACAGAUAAAAAACAAACAUACAUUUAAUUAAUAAUAAAAAAAAAUAAUCUACACAAAGACAGUGUGAAAAAAAGUAAAAAAUGUGGCUCUGAUUUCUGAAAUUCUAGCCUAAAUGUGAGAGUAUAAUAAAACUUGAGGUCAUGUGCAUCUUAUCUGCAUGUCAUUGAGAAUUGUCCUAAAGGAUAUCCACUGUCAGUAUCACUAACCUUAAGCUGCUCUAUCGAUUUGGUGCACUAGUGCGCAAUAAGAGAGAAGAGCGCAAUAAGAAUGAAUUGCUCGCGGCUAAAAUAAAUAUUAAAUCAGUGUAAAGAGCCGGAAGGAACCACAGUCUUAAUGCAUCACCAAAACUAGUUCAAAGAUGGGAAAAGUUUUUUUUUUUUUUUUUUUUUCCAAAUCAGACAGGGUGUAAAAGUUUCAUCAAAAGCAGAGCUUCUUCUCAUUUUGAAUUAAACACCAAAGUCGACCUAUACUGUUAUUUAAUAUCAAUAUAUUGAUUCGAGGUGUAAAAGUUGUCCAUGAUUGAUUUGGGUAUACUUGUAGCAUCAUGAGAGUCAGCAGGUCCAUUAGAUCUAUUUAAGAGGGGAUUUAAUUGAUAACAAAAUGUGGUAUUUAAACCACAACUGUUCGUACAAGUAUUCAAAAAAAAUCUAUUCACAAAUCUAUUUAAUUAUUUACUUUUUUUUAUCUAGAAAAAACAAAAGACAAAUUAUUAAUUCGGUCGAUAUAUGACAUAAGAUGUCACGCAGGCAAAAU